CCUCAGUGCUUCACAGUCACACGGCCACCGAGUGUCUGAGUUACACACACUACGCACACGGGACACGCUCACAUCCAGACCGCCGCGCAGCUCGCGCACACUCACGUACGGCGUAUCAUCGACGAACCGCACACGCACGCACACGACACACACAGACGCACGCUCGCGCACAAAGAUACAAAGAAGUAUCGCGCAACUUGCAGCUGAUCAGUCGUGAUCUCACACAUUCUCAUUUCUCACCGAGUACCUACUGCCUUUCUCUCUCCAAAGCUGAGACGCACACAGACAUGUCAAUAUGACGGCUGUGACGGUCGAAUCUGUGAAUAACAAUAAUUAUAACAACAACAACAACAACAACAACAAUGAAAAUCCGUGCAAUAUUUUCCUCGUGCGCCGACGUACGUCGUAUUACCGUUUUAGACACAAUUGAGUCGUUGAGCGCAAUGUAGAAGGCGGACGACUGUGCGACACACAUAUAUGUAUAUAUAUAUAUAUAUAUGUAUGUACCUAUAUAGAAUUUGUUAUACAUAUAUAUAUAUAUAUACAUAUAGCGACGAGAGAAAUUAGCACAUAUUCUAGACCAAGCGUUUAGAGUACAAUGUCUUCUCCUAGCAAACAAUCAGUUGUAGAGGACAUUGUUUCUGUUUUUGAAACAACUCAAAAUCAGACCUGGUCCGUGUUCAGCGAUAAACUGAACAAUGUUUCCAACAAAAACUCAAAGAAAAAAUAUCCGGCCAAAUCAGAGAACACAAUUACUUUAUCUACUGACGACAUUCCUGUAUUUGGCUUAGUCCCUCGACUUGAUAAAGUAAUAUUAGUUUCAUGUAACGAAUGUGAAAUGAUAGUGAAAAGAGAUUGUUUACAUAGUCAUUUUUAUCGCCGUCACAACAGUAGUAACGUUAGUCAUUCAGAAGCUGAUAAGUUUUCACUAGUUAACUUUUUAUGCACUGUAAAGACCAAUAAAAAUAAAAAACUAAAAAUGACUGUUCGAAAGCCUUCUGAAAAGAAAAUAAAUGAACGUGAAAAAGUUAAUACUGCCGUAAAAGAAAUAAAAACUGAAUUUGAUGAAGUAGAAUAUGAAAGAUUAUUAAAAACAAAUAGAGCAAAAAUCAAACAAGAAAAUACUACUGAAUAUGGUGAUCACCAUGAUGUUGAUAUGGCUAAAACAAGUUGCAACCCUAGUACUGGUUCUAGUGUUUAUGAUUGGGAUGUUAAACCAUGUAUUAAAAGUUUAGUUUUAGAUCAGUGUACUGAUCAUAAAGUAAAUGACAAAACUAUUGAGCAUGAUGAAGAUUCUAAUAAAUUAUCGUCUGUAUCACUUGGUAAUAAAGAAGAUAAUCUACCAAGUAAUAAGUAUUUAGCUAUUCAGAACAUUGAACACACUGUUAAUUAUGUAACUAGUACUAGUGAGUUAUUGAAACUAGAUGGAAUUGAAAAAAUUAAACCUAAAGUAAAUAUCAAACUUAUUAAUGGUGGUGAAGUAAAAUAUUAUAAAAAAAAUCACCAUCAAAAUAAGUACAGAAAAUCUCCAUAUAAAAUAAAGAAUAUCAAAGAAGAAAUUAAAUUAACAAUAAAAAAUGAGAAUCCAGAAAUCAUAAACAGUAAAAAUGAUAAAGAUAUUUCUACUGUUUAUAAUCAAUCAUCAAAUACAUCUGCAGCUGAUGUCAAAACUAAAUAUUAUAAAUCAUUUUCUGGAUUACAAAAUGACUAUGAACAUACAAAACCUCUUCCAUGCUACAAACCUUUAGAUGUAAAAAGUGAAAUGCCUAUUGAUUCUGCUACUAAUUAUUAUCAACCAACUGAAUCACCAAAAAUCAAAGAAGAAUUUCAAAAUAUACCAAAUAAUAUGUAUCCAGAUGUGAAAAUAAAAGAAGAAUUUCAAAUUACACCAAAUAAUAUGUAUUCAGAUGUGAAAAUAAAAGAAGAGAUUCAAAUUAUGCCAAAUAAUUUAUAUCCAGAUGUGAAAAUAAAAGAAGAAUUUCAAAUUAUACCAAAUAAUAUUUAUCCAGAUGUGAAAAUAAAAGAAGAAUAUGAUGAAAAUAAUGACAAAUGUAAAGUUGAAUUUUACCAAUCACCGACUGAAUUAACCAAAUGUUCAUCAGACAAUAAUCAUUCUGAAGCUAUAAGUAAUACAUAUUCUGGUAAUGUUGAUGGUAAUCUUUCAUCAAUUGGCCCAUGUAGUGUUGUUGGUAUUAAAGAAGAAACAACAUUUAUGGAAAGCAGUGAAAAUAUUAUAAUGAAUAACAAAAGUUCUGAUGAUACUGUUGUUAGUAACAAUCAAUCAUCAACUGCAUUACUAAACAUUAAAGAAGAAUCACAAUAUUCAUCAAUCACUGACCUUCUUAAUGAAGAAUCAAAACCUUCAUUUACUCCUGACUAUAUUAAUGAAGUAUCAAAGCCUUCGUUAAUCACCGUCAGUACAAAUGAAGAAUCAAAACCUUCAUUAAACACCGACUUUAUUAAAGAAAAAUCAAAAUACCCAUUAAUCACAAACUAUAUUACUGAUAGUUCUCACACUAAAUAUUAUCAAUUAUAUACAGAUCCAGUUUCACAACUGUCACCAAGUUAUAAGUAUUUAGAUGAUGAACUCAAUUUACAAGGUGAAAAAAAUUUGAGCAAUGAACUCAAUUUCCAGAUUGAAGAAAAUUCAAACAAUCGGCUCGAUUUGAAGGUUAAAGAAGAUGUGAACUAUGAACCCAAUUUCCCAGGGGAAGACCUUUUAAAUGAUGAGUUAAAUUUGCAGAGUGAAGACAGUUUAAGUGAUGAACUCAAUCUGCCUGUUAAAAAAUAUUUGGACAAUGAACUCAAUUUACACGAUGAUAAAGAUUUUAAUGACAAAAUCAAUUUUCAGAGUGAAUUAGAUUUGAUUGAUGAAAUUGAUUUAUCGGAUGAAGAUGAUUCAAGCGAUAGUAUCAAUUGGCAAAAUGAAGAAAAUUUGUUCGAUGAGCUAAAUUUUCAAGGCGAAGAAGAUUUGAAUGUUGAAUUAAAUUUGCAAGGUGAAGAUGAAUCAAGUAUGGAAGGUGAUUAUCAGGAUGAAGAUGAUUCGAGUGAUGAACUCAAUUUGCAAAGUGAAGACGAUUUGGCCAAUGGAUUAAAUUCUCAGGGUGAAGAAGAUUUGAAUGUUGAACUCAAUUUGCAGAGUGAAGACAGUUUAAGUGAUGUGGAAAAUGUAAGUAAUGAAGAAGAAGAUCUAAGCAAUGUAGAAGAAAUGAGUGAUGGAGAUGAUUCGAGUGAUGAAGAAAACUUUAGUGAUAAAGAAAAUUUGGGUAAUGAUAAUGUUGGAACUGAUGACAAUUUAAAAUAUAAUUCUCUAAUACCAUCUCAAAUACCAAAUAAUGAAGAAGAAACAAAACGUAUACCAAGUAAAGAGUGUUCUGUUAUUGUAAAUAAUGAAAGUCGUAAUGUUGCUUUUACUGGUUAUGACCAAUCACCCACAGAAACACUAGGCAAUGAAGAAGAAUCAAAAGCUAAAUCUAAAAUAAAUGAUGCUUGUGUUAUGAUUGGUAAAGAUGGUAUUGUUAACAACUUUGAAAAUGAAUAUUAUCAAUUGUAUUGCCACGAAGUACAAACAUCAUUUACGCCAAGUUACAAAUAUUCAGAUGUUAUAAGUAAUGAUAGUUCUGACAAUUCUAAUGAGUCUUUAUCAAGUUAUGAUCAAUCAUCUGUUGAAUCAUUAGAUGUUAGUGACAAAACAGAUUAUUCAUCAGCCGAUAAUUCUUCAGAUUUUUCGAGUAGUGAUAGUUCGCAUGACUCUGAAUGUACUACUCGUAGUACUUGUAGUAGUAAUCAAUCAACUAUUAGAAUAAAACGCAAGUCUACUCGAACUAAUUUAUUAGAACAACAUGAACAGUUUAUGGAUAGUAUUGCUACAUCAUUUAGUCGUGUAUAUGACAGAAACAAUUGUACUCAAACCGAUGUACCAUUGGAAUGUAUGAAUUGCUACGUUUCUACUAUAGAUUACAUUGACCGCCAUAGCACUCAAAUUGAUGACAAUUCUGCUCCUAUUAACUCCUCUAAUGUUCAAAUUGAUGAAUAUGGUGUCAAUAACUUUACUCCUAUCAGUUCAAGUGCUCAAAUUAUAAAUAAUAAGAUCAUUCCCAUGGAUGUUGAAGACUAUGAACUUAAGUAUGGUAAUGACAGUGAUUUUAAUAUUUCAAAUAAAUCUCAAUUCCAUACACAUCCUUCUAACCCAGCAAGUAAAAAUAACAAUUUAAUGCAUAAUCCUAUCAAUGAAAAUAAUUGUAAAUUAUUCAACGAUGAACUUAUUGCAUAUAAACCAAACGAGUAUAUUACAAUUAAUGAAGCAAUACCAUUUAUCGACACAAACGAAGAAAUGUAUAAAGAACUUAUGAAGAUGGCUGAUAAAAAAAGUGUUAAUGACAGAAAAUGUAAAAUAAUGCCAUUUGCCAGAAUUGCAAAGAAUAUAAAGAAAAAUUUAAAGAGACAAGUUGCUGAUAAUAAAGAAAAUCGUCUUCAUUUCAUAUCAAGGGGCAUUAAAAAAUUCAAAGUUGAAUUUAUAGAUAGAGAUUUCUCAUGCCACGAAGAAGCUAACAAUAAUGAUAAUGUCGAUGAUUAAAAAUAUUAAUUUUAGAUAUUUUACUAAGACUUCCUUAAGGUCUCAUUAUAUUAUAUUUAUUUGUUCCUUAUUUUAAAAAUAAUUUUUAAUCUUCCAAGAGAAAACAAUAUAUGUUGCCUAGUAACUAGUUUUAUUUUUGUCAAUAAUUAUUUUAUUAAUAUAAUUUUUUACUUUCUUUUUUUAUAAAA
Acyrthosiphon pisum (pea aphid) is the source of this 4764-nucleotide messenger RNA. RefSeq lists its product as uncharacterized. The transcript is spliced from 2 exons. Lineage: Eukaryota; Metazoa; Arthropoda; Insecta; Hemiptera; Aphididae. The record is from RefSeq and is marked predicted. Bases 599 to 4576 code for a protein of 1325 amino acids.